AUGUCAUGGCUUGGAAGAGCAAUCAGUUCAGUAGGUCAAUAUUAUAAAGAAAUCAAUCCAGCUACUCUUUCAGGGGCCAUCGAUGUGAUCGUAGUAUCCAACAAACGUACAACAUCAUCAUCUGAUAAUAACUCAAAUGAAGAAGAAAAUGAAACGACGAUUAUUGAAGAUCUAGCUUGUUCUCCUUGGCAUGUUAGAUUUGGAAAAUUAAGUGUACUUCGACCAGUGGAAAGAAAAGUUAGGAUUUUGAUUAAUAAUCAACCUGCUCCAUUCAGUAUGAAGAUUGGUGAAACCGGAGAAGCUUUCUUUGUCUUUGAGACUGAUGUUGAAGAUUUACCAGAUGAUUUACAAACAUCUCCAUUGGUUUCACCUUGCUUGGAAUCAGUAGAGACUACUUCAAAACGUGAUCCUACCUCAAGCAAUCUUGAAGUAGUACCUGACUUUAAUGACCUUGGUGAAAGUGAACUUGCUACCGAUCCUAGUCAAGAAUGGCCAACAGAAUGUAACGAAAAGAUACAGGACUCUUGUGAAUCUGAUCUUCUGUCAUCAGCUGAAAAGACUCGGAAGAAUUCGGAACUAGAGAAAUCAUCUCAAACAUCACAAGAACUCAAUUCGAAUCACAUUGACGAAAUUCAGACUUCCUCUGAAUUACCUCGAGAGGCAGAUCAAUCACCUGGUACGGAGAAUGUACUACCUAUCAUGACUCUUUUAAUUGACACGGAUCGAACCGGCCCUGCAUCUCCUCAUGAAGAUGGUGACGAAUCAAGACAAGCAGCUCGAGCGCAAGACCCACAUCCAUUAAUUUCACAAAUCUCACCUACUUCUCAAAUCUCAUCUGAAGCUGAACUUCAUACUGCUUUACCACACCAUCUUCAUCAUGGUACAAAUCUACCACCUGGAGAUUUAAUGUUAGAUAUGGACGGAUAUAAAAUGACAGAGGAUACUGAAGAUGAUCUCUCACGUACCAAUACCGUAUCUCACUUUACGAUGCAAGAGAAGACUAGUCCUUCGAAAUCAUUUGAUCUGAAACCCCCCUCAUGUCCUACACCUGCCACCGGGAUAAUCUGUCCGGGAGAUGAGCUGACAAAUGUAAAAGAAGAAGACGUCAUGGAAUUCACAAAGGCCCUCCUAACUUGUUCAGAACGGAUCAAUAAUCAACUCGCUCCUACUCCUAAUCAAGAUCUCAGUGGUGAUCAGAUUGAUCAUAAUGUGGCAGUCAUCAUGGACUCACUCCAGAAAGAACCCGUGAAUCAAUCAUCUGAUAAGCCUCAACUUGCCGACAACCUUCAAUCUGAUCAUAACUCGGAUUGUAUUAUCCAUGUGGAGAGAAUCGAAGGCACUGAUGGCGUUCGUACAUAUGACCGGUUUAAACUUGAAUCCAAUGGCACCUUUCACGUCUUUGAAAUCUCUUUCUAUAGCUCUUCAUUUGAUGGAAAGCUUGAAUCAGCCUCACACCACCAUCAUCAUCACUCUAUUCGACCACAAUCGUUUGAUCCUCAACAAUUUAAUCAGAAUAGAAUGUGUUUUGAAGAUUAUUUUACUACAUCUGAUUUAAAAGAUUCAAUUUUAGAUCAAGAAGCGAAUUUGAUUAUCAAAUAUAAUGAGCUUUCAAUCUUGACUUGGGAUAAUGCUAGUACUGCUCUUACUUCACUUGGAAUUUAUCGAAAGUCAAUCUUGAGCUUAAGUCAAACUAAAACAUUACGAUUGAGUAAUGGCGCUGUACGGAUAGUUGAUCAAAGUUCAACUGAUUCCAUGAUAAUUUCAAAUGACCCAACGAUCACUUUGUCGGAUCAAACCCUUGUCGGUGAAACCUCAACAGAAUCAUCAGCUCAAGCUACUUACCCAUCUCAAUCAGACAAACCUACGACUAUCAUCUCACCUGUUGCUCCGAGUUAUACUCGACCUUGGUCAAGAUGGUGGUAUAAGAAUGAUCAAUUGUCAUCAACUCAAACUCAUCAUGUUCGACAUCAUUCAGAAGUAGCAUUUACUUCAAAUAAUGAACAAUUAGGUCCAGAUGAAGAUAAACUUAGAUCUCACUCAAGUGCAAAUAGUUCUCCAUCUGGUUCACCCAGAUCAUUACCAGCUCAAUUAGAGGUAGAUCGAUCGCGUGAGAAUGAAGCUGGUCAAAAGACUGAUAAGCGAAGAUCGACCUCGGCUGAAGGCAAACCACGACAGGAAGCCACUAAAAAUGAAAGCCCUACCACUCCUACUACACCACCACCAGAAGCACGCAAGCAUUAUGCCAAAACCCUUAGACUUACAUCUGACCAAUUGAAACAACUUGGAUUAAAAAAAGGAAUGAAUCAAGUCUCCUUUUCAGUUAGAUCAUCAUACUCAGGUUAUGCAGUUUGUACCUCUCGAAUCUUCUUAUGGGAAUCAGAUUAUAAAAUCUGUAUUUCAGAUAUAGAUGGAACCAUCACCAAAUCAGAUGCACUUGGACAUGUUUUCACGAUGAUCGGUCGAGAUUGGACUCAUGCUGGUGUAGCUAAAUUGUAUACUGAUAUAGCGAAGAAUGGUUAUAAACUUAUGUAUUUGACUUCUAGAGCUAUUGGUCAAGCUGAUACUACUCGUGAGUACCUUAAAGGGAUUAAUCAGUUAGGGUAUACUUUACCGGAUGGACCUGUGAUUAUGAGUCCGGAUCGAUUGAUGACUAGUCUUCAUAGAGAAGUGAUUAUGAGAAAACCAGAAGUUUUCAAAAUGGCCUGUCUCAGGGAUAUUCAAAGAUUAUUUGGAAAACCCAAUCGAAAACCGUUUUACGCAGGAUUUGGAAAUCGAAUCACAGAUGCACUUUCAUAUAGAACGGUUGAAAUUCCAUCAUCUAGAAUCUUUACCAUCGAUUCGAAUGGAGAAGUGAAGAUGGAAUUAUUAGAAUUAACAGGAUAUAAAUCAUCGUAUAUCCAUAUGACCGAUUUAGUGGAUCAAAUGUUUCCACCGAUCAAUCGAUCAUCUAAUUCAUUACCCGAGUUUACGGAUUUUAAUUUUUGGAGAUCAGAUCCAAGUUCAGGAACGAUUUUAAAUGAAGUGGAUUUAGAAGAAUUACUUUCACCUAAUUUUGGAAAUCCAAAUCAAUCGAAUCAAUCUAUACCCAUCAGUCCAGCCUUAAGUGCCAGAAGUUAUGAAUCUGGACCAACAGCUGUUAGUAGAUUAAGUUUUAGAUUAGCCAGUAGUUUAUCAUUAGGACGGAAAUCAUCUAAGAUCGAAUUAAAUGUUUCACAACCCAAACGUACUUCUACAAGUCGAGAUGAUUCACCUGGACCAUACUUAGGAUCACAUAAGAAAAGAUUAGAAUCAGAUGUAGGAAGUAUUAGAAGUUUUGAAACUGUGAUGGAAGAAGAAAGCGAUGAGAGUCUGAGACAUCAUCAAGUACCUAAUAGGAUGAGAAGUGAUUCGAUGCCAGGUAGUUUACCUGGUAGUUUAGAAGAACAAAGCUUAUUAGAAGGAUUAAGGAAUCAUAAUGAAUCAUUUGAAAUUAAUCCAAGAAGGAAUCCUUUAAAAUUGAUGGGUAAAGGAAAUCUUGAAUCGAGAAAAGAAGGUGAACCAACAGAAGAAGAUGGAGAAGAUGAAGGAGAAGAAGAGAAUGUUGAGGAAGAUGACGAUUUUCCUCAGAUGGACUUUAGUGCUGUUCCUUAUCUUUAA
This is a messenger RNA of Melampsora larici-populina 98AG31, 3636 nucleotides long. RefSeq lists its product as uncharacterized. The transcript has 6 exons. Gene Ontology annotation, cellular component: nucleus. Gene Ontology annotation, biological process: fatty acid catabolic process; triglyceride biosynthetic process. Gene Ontology annotation, molecular function: phosphatidate phosphatase activity. The record is from RefSeq and is a predicted model, not a curated record. The coding region runs from base 1 to 3636 and encodes 1211 amino acids. Lineage: Eukaryota; Fungi; Basidiomycota; Pucciniomycetes; Pucciniales; Melampsoraceae.